Sander lucioperca (pikeperch) is the source of this 5246-nucleotide messenger RNA. RefSeq names its product phosphodiesterase 11a (gene pde11a). The transcript is spliced from 20 exons. Gene Ontology annotation, biological process: signal transduction. The record is from RefSeq and is a predicted model, not a curated record. The coding region runs from base 430 to 3186 and encodes 918 amino acids. Gene Ontology annotation, molecular function: 3',5'-cyclic-nucleotide phosphodiesterase activity; protein binding. NCBI's taxonomy places the organism in Eukaryota, Metazoa, Chordata, Actinopteri, Perciformes, Percidae.
CUGUCUGUGUGACGAAUCGAGCGUCAGCGGGACCGAGCCAACCACAGCCAGCAUCAUCUGCACACAAGAAGACCCAUUCGACGGUGAUGUUCGGUAGUGGCUCUCUAUGAGAUUCCCAAUGCCUGUGAAUCUAGUCAACGCGAGCCUCAACUUCCUUUGCUUAGAUCUGCUUUAAUGUUCUUAAAAUAAGUGAACGGUGUGAAGAUGCUGUGGAGGAAUAUGCUGGUGCGCAAAGGGAGUCUCCAUCCUUCACCUUACAGAGUGGAAACUGGAUAUGUAGCCAGAGCUCCAGGGGUUAUUCCAGCAUAAUGCAUCCUGGAAGUUAUGAUAUUGAAAUGAUUCUCUGCUUUAACUCUAAAGCCCCAUAAAUGAUAUUUCUCUGCGCAACUUCAUGGAUUUGGUUCACUGAGGACCAUCUGAAGAACAGACAUGGCAGUGCCAACUAUGGUGUUCUCUGACGUGGAAAGUUUUCUGGACUCGCAUCCCGAUUUAUUCGAGGACUACCUGAACAGAAAGGGGAAUUUUAGCAUGGUGGAGAAAUGGCUCAAGAAUCACCAGGCGAGCAAAAGUCCGGUGGCUGCAGCUCCUGCCGAGCCGGGAGAAGAGAAGAGCAACGCGUGCAAGAACAGCUGGGCAAGCAAAUGUGAUGGUCUACAAAGAAGAGCCUCGCAGAAGGAGCUGCGCAAAACUUUCGCCAGAUCAAAGGUCAUCAAUGUCAACAGAACAUACGACGAACAUGUUAAUUCCAGGGCCCAGGAGCCCCUAACGAGCAUGAGGAGGAGAGCUCUGCUGAGGAAAGCGAGCUCUCUGCCCCCGACCACUGCGCACAUACUGAGCGCACUGCUGGAGUCCAGAGUCAACAUCCCCCAGUACCCGUCCACAGCCGUGGAUUUUAAAUAUUAUCUCAAAGAACACAACGAAAGAGAGUUUUUCCUGGAGCUUGUAAAAGACAUAUCUAACGACUUGGAUCUAACGAGUCUCAGCUACAAAAUCCUUGUGUUUGUUUGUAUUAUGGUCGAUGCAGACCGGUGCUCCUUGUUUUUAGUGGAGGGAACGGGCAACAAGAAGACAUUAGUGUCCAAAUUAUUUGAUGUGCACGCGGGCACCACAGUUUUACCCUCAAUGAAAUCAGAUGAAGUUCAAGUGCCGUGGGGGAAAGGAAUCAUUGGAUAUGUGGCUGAACACGGAGAGACAGUGAACAUUUCUGACGCUUAUCAGGAUCGUCGGUUCAGUGAUGAAAUUGACAAGCUGACAGGGUACAAAACCAAGUCACUCUUGUGCAUGCCCAUUUGCAACAGUGAUGGAGAGAUAAUUGGAGUUGCUCAGGCCAUCAACAAGACUUCAAGUGGAGAACUCUUCACUGAAGAUGAUGAAAAGGUGCUGCAGAUGUACCUGCCCUUCUGUGGUAUUGCGAUCUCCAAUGCCCUACUCUUCGCAGCCUCAAGGAAGGAGUAUGACAGGAGUCGGGCACUCUUGGAGGUUGUCAAUGACCUGUUUGAAGAGCAGACUGACCUAGAGAAGAUUGUCAGGAAGAUCAUGCACCGUGCCCAGACAUUGCUAAAAUGCGAGCGCUGCUCUGUUCAGUUGUUGGAGGACAUUGAGUCACCGGUGGUGAAGUUCACCAAGUCGUUUGAGCUACUGUCCCCUAAGUGUAGUGCAGACACUGAAAACAGUUUCAAAGACAGUAUGGAGAAAUCGUCUUACUCAGACUGGCUCAUCAACAACAGUAUCGCAGAGCUGGUAGCAUCCACAGGACUCCCUGUGAACAUUAGCGAUGCCUAUCAGGAUCCUCGCUUUGAUGCUGAGGCACACCAGUUCUCAGACUUCCACAUCCGCUCUGUGCUUUGUGUUCCCAUAUGGAACAGCAACCACCAAAUCAUUGGUGUCGCCCAAGUGCUGAACAGGCUCGAUGGGCAACCAUUCAAUGAUGCAGACCAGCGUCUCUUUGAAGCGUUUGUGAUCUUUUGUGGACUGGGCAUCAACAACACCAUCAUGUACGACCAGGUGAAGAAAUCCUGGGCCAAGCAGUCUGUGGCUUUGGAUGUUCUGUCUUACCAUGCCACUUGCUCCAAGACUGAAGUUGACAAAUUCAAGGCAGCUAACAUUCCCCUGGUUUGCGAACUGGGCAUCGAUAAGCUCUACUUUGACGAUUUCUCCCUGGACGUUGACGCCAUGAUAACCGCCGCUCUGAGAAUGUUUAUGGAGUUGGGAAUGGUGCAGAAAUUUAAGAUUGACUAUGAGACACUGUGCAGAUGGCUGCUGACUGUCAGAAAAAACUACAGAAUGGUUCUCUAUCACAACUGGAGACAUGCCUUCAAUGUCUGCCAGUGCAUGUUUGCCAUGCUAACGACGGCGGGUUUCCAGGAGACUCUGACAGAGGUGGAGACCUUAGCACUUAUUGUAGGUUGUGUGUGCCAUGACUUGGACCACAGGGGCACCAACAAUGCUUUUCAGGCAAAGACGGGCUCAGCCCUUGCUCUGCUUUAUGGGACCUCUGCUACACUGGAGCACCACCACUUCAACCAUGCUGUUAUGAUCCUGCAGAGCGAGGGUCACAAUAUCUUCUCCAACCUCUCCUCCACAGAGUAUAGCGACCUUAUGCAGCUGUUGAAACAGUCGAUUCUGGCCACAGACCUCACACUUUACUUUGAGAACAGAAACACUUUCUUUGAGCUGGUCAGCAAAGGAGAGUACAACUGGAAUGUGAAGGCUCAUAGAGACAUGUGCAGAUCCAUGAUGAUGACAGCGUGUGAUCUUGGUGCUGUCACUAAACCUUGGGAAAUAUCACGCAAGGUUGCAGAGUUGGUGACCAGCGAGUUCUUCGAGCAGGGCGACAGAGAGAGAUCAGAGCUGAAGCUCACGCCCUCUGCCAUCUUUGAUCGAAACAGGAAGGAUGAGUUGCCAGGGCUCCAGCUGGAGUGGAUUGAUGGAAUUUGUGCGCCGCUGUACGAGACUCUUGUCAAGUUGAAUCCAAAACUUCAGCCGAUGGUUGACAUGAUCAAAGCUAACAGGGCCAACUGGGAGGAACUGAACAGGAAAAGACAAUGUGUCCAGAGUGUUUCUGCACCAUCGAGCCCCUGCAGUGGAGACAGCACAGAAACAAGCGGCUGCACUGUGGCCAAAAUAGGCAGCACACCCUGCUGCAGCGGCGAUGCCAACGGCCCACCAUCUAAACCUGUUAGUUAGCUUCUGAUGCCAUCUCCGAGCUGAUCUCUUAGGGUUACUUCUUCUUAAAUGCAGCCUGCAACAGAGGCAUUGCAGUGCAUGCAGAGGUUCUUGGGCUCUGCUCCUCUUCGCUUUUGCUGCUAGAGAUGAGCUUUAGACUUGAGCGCGGCGCUAUCAUGGAGGUUUUUCGGCUCUCUUCAGCCUUCCUGUGCUGAAUGCUGACAGAGCUGUGUUUGGCGAGCUUAUCGGUGCAGCUACAAAUCAGCUGAUGACACCACGUCAGAAAGGAAGCUCAAACCACUGUGUUAACAUGUUCACCAGUGAGCUAACACUAACUAUUCUGGGCAUUGCACAGAUAUUGGAGAGGAAUGUUUGUCUCUGCUGUGGUUCGUUUUGCUCUCGGUACCUCCUCGUUGCUUGCAUUUUGUCCGGGGGAACAGGGAUAUUUUUUGUAAAUCUAUAAAUAGGCUAUUAAGUUAUUUACAAGUGCUGUUUAAGAACAUGUAAGCUCUGGAUUGCAAUGUGGCUGUAGAGUUUCUGAAGGAUAAAGAGGUUCAGGAACAGCAGGACCUGUGACAGCGCUUGCAAUGCAAAUUGAGUGCUCCGCUCCCUCCCUUCCUGUGCCUUGUUUUAAGAUCCUAAUGAAAAAUGCAUGGCCUCCUCACCAAGAUUCUUAGGUAGUAUAGAAAUCCAUGUUGAACCAUGAUGUAUUUUUUAUCAUAAUUUAUAAAAAACAAUGACUGCAGUUAUGUCUUGACCCCAUGUUAGCCACAAAGCAUUACUAUUAUUAUAUUCAUAUAGAAAUCUAUUUUGCCCAAUUUUAUAAAUGCAGGGUUUCACUUGUCACAACACAAACACACACAAUGUGCCUUGAUGAAGUUGUUCUAAUACCACAUUAAUUUCUCCAGAAAUUUCAUCUACUGAUUUAACAUUGACAGCUGCAACAUAACGUAAUGUUAAAUUGAAUAUAAACUCACUAAACUACUUUGAAAAGAAUAGUUUUGAUAUUUUAGGAAAUACACUUAAUUAAAUGAGGAGACCACUCUCAUAUCUUGUCUCCUAAAUAAAGCUACAGCUAGCCGACAGUUAGCUUAGCACAAAGACUAUAAACAGAGGGAAACAGCAACCCUGGCUCUGGAACAAAAUCCACCUACCAGCACCUCUUUAACAUGAAACUACAAGUAAACAAACAGGAUAUAAAAUGUUAAUUUGAGAGCUUUAGAUGUGCUGCUAGGUGGAUUAGUUACCUUUGUACAAAGCCAGGCUAACUGUGUUUCCCUUGAUUUAUAGUCUUUGUGCUAAGCUAAGCUAACCAGUAGCUUUAUAUGAAAGUGGUAUCCUCUUAUCUAACUUGCCGCCAGAAAGUAAGUAAGUGUAUUUCCUAAAAUGCUGACUUUUGCUUUAAUCUGACUUCUGCCCUUUUCUCAAAGCUCACAAACUUAAACAGCUUUUAUAAUCUCCAAAAGAAGACUGAGACACUGAAACUUGUAGUACUGAAGUGCCCAUGUAGUCAAAAGUUAUUAUUUUGAUAUUAUUAUUAUGAUUAUAAGUAUUAUUUUUGGGUGGGGGUAUACCUUAUGAAUUGUGUUGUAGCUUUGUUAAUUGGAGUUUAAAACGUGACUGUGCACAUUGUGUGGCAUGGAUCUGUGUGCUCUACUGUAUUUUAGUUGAAGAGCUGAAUUGAAGUCGACCAGAAACAUUUUGAAUUGCAUGUUUUAUGCAGUAUUAAAUUCAACCACUUGCUAAGGAUGUAGCAAACAUGUGAGCCAACAAAUACCUCGUACUUUGAACUUCAUCAGUAAACCCAUUUUAUCAUCGAAAAUGCAUGAUUUAAAUUCUAUUGCAUCAUGUUACGUGACUUAUGAUAUAUCUCUGUUCUAUUUUUCUAUUAGGUCUCCAAAUGUGGCCAAACUUCUACUUUGUCUUUUUUGCAAUGUAACAUGCUUCUUGUAUUUCUUCUUUCCUCUCCCAGUUGGGCUCUGGAUUUAUUUACAGUGGGCUAAACUGAAAGAAACCUAAGGCAUGAAAAGGCAAAUGUGCAAUGUUUCUGUUCAGAGUUUAAAUAAAAAUAUGCUACUAUA